This is a messenger RNA of Callorhinus ursinus (northern fur seal), 2293 nucleotides long. RefSeq names its product zinc finger and BTB domain containing 8B (gene ZBTB8B). Gene Ontology annotation, biological process: regulation of transcription by RNA polymerase II. Lineage: Eukaryota; Metazoa; Chordata; Mammalia; Carnivora; Otariidae. The record is from RefSeq and is a predicted model, not a curated record. Gene Ontology annotation, molecular function: protein binding; RNA polymerase II cis-regulatory region sequence-specific DNA binding; DNA-binding transcription factor activity, RNA polymerase II-specific.
CUGGUGGAGAAAUGGAGAUGCAAUCCUAUUAUGCCAAGCUCUUGGGGGAGUUGAAUGAACAGCGAAAGAGGGACUUUUUCUGUGACUGCAGCAUCAUUGUGGAAGGGCGGAUCUUCAAGGCCCACAGGAACAUUCUGUUUGCCAACAGUGGCUACUUCCGAGCCCUGCUCAUUCACUACAUCCAGGACAGCGGGCGGCCCAGCACCGCCUCGCUGGACAUUGUCACGUCCGAUGCCUUCUCCACCAUCUUAGACUUCCUGUACUCUGGGAAGCUGGAUCUGUGCGGGGAGAACGUGAUUGAAGUUAUGUCAGCGGCCAGCUACCUGCAGAUGAAUGAUGUGGUGAACUUCUGCAAGACGUACAUCAGGUCGUCCCUCGAUAUCUGCCGGAAGAUGGAGAAGGAGGCAGCUGCGGUGGCGGUGGCCAUGGGGGCUCAUCAGGUUGACGGUGGAAGCCCCAGUUCAGGCAGGGAAGGGACCUCCUGUGAUACCAAGAGCUUGGCCUCCUUGGCAGCCAAGGGAGAAGAGAGUGUGGACUGUCUGAGAGAGUCCCCUUGCACUGACUGCCGGGGCUGCCACCCGCUGGGACUGGUGGUGAAGGACCGCCAGGGCUGUGGCCCAGCUGACGGUGACCUCUCUAUUCUGCCCAAACAGAUAGAGCCCAAGGUGGAGUUUGAGGCCGACGAGGUGGAGGUGGAGGGUGGUGAGCCGCUGCAGCCUUAUGCCGCCCCACUCAGCCUGGCCCGCGUGGCCGAGGCUUUGCCCGGUGGCCAGGCUGUGGACUUGGCCUACAGUAACUACCACGUGAAGCAAUUCCUGGAGGCACUCCUGCGCAACAGUGCUGUCCCCAGCAAAGAUGAUGCGGACCAUCACUUUUCUCGGAGUUUGGAGGGAAGACCAGAUGGUGCAGGAGGAACCAUGAGUUCCAUGAUGGAUGUCCAGACUGACUGGUAUGGAGAGGACUCAGGUGACGUGCUGGUGGUCCCCAUCAAGCUCCACAAGUGUCCUUUUUGUCCUUACACUGCCAAACAGAAGGGCAUCCUUAAGCGGCAUAUCCGCUCGCACACAGGUGAGCGGCCCUACCCCUGUGAGACCUGUGGCAAGAGGUUCACGCGACAGGAGCACCUGCGGAGUCACGCCCUGAGUGUGCACAGAUCCAACCGUCCAAUCAUCUGCAAGGGCUGCAGAAGAACCUUCACGAGUCACCUGUCCCAGGGCCUGCGGCGCUUCGGGUUGUGUGACAACUGCACCUGUGUUACCGACACACAUGACGAGGAGGACGAGCUGAUGCCCGUCAACCUUGGCCUGGUGGAGGCUUCGUCGGAAAGCCAAGAAAAGAGUGACACGGACAAUGACUGGCCAAUCUACGUGGAGUCUGGUGAGGAAAACGACCCCGCCGGAGAGGAUUCUGAUGGCAGACGGCAAAUUCAGCCCUACUCGUUGGAUCGAGAGACACUUACGUAGCAGUAAAUUUGGUGGGGGAGAGGUUUUAGAAUCGGUUAUUGCUCAUUCUGCGUUCGAAAGCCGCCAUUUGUCCAAUUUUGUGGAACCCCGAGAGGAACAUUUUUUUGACCAUUCCUCUACUUGCAUUUUUGUUAGAUUACAUAGCGAAGGUUGGAUCUUGUGAGUCGAAGGACUAAUGACUGCUUAGUGCAAUGCCCUUGGUUUCAGAGGGCUUUGCUGAGUUAAUUCUGAGUGAGUCAAGGCUGGCCCCAAGGCUCCCCGUUCUUCCUGUGGUGCACCCAGACUCUGGUUCGGAGAAAGAUAAGAAAAUCUCCGUGCUUGUUUUCACAUUGUCUCACAUCUACAUUCCUUUCUUGUCAGCCUUUUUCUCUGUAAAGGUGGGCAAGAAUAGCUUGAGACCAGUCUCUCUCUUGCCAAGCCUCUCCUAAUGGAUUCCAUAUUUUAGUUUUCUGGUGAAGUCUUCAUGACAUCAGGUAGGCAGGGAUGUUCAGCUGCAUGAUUGUAAAGGUACUUUCUAACUCUAAGGCUGCAGCUCUAAUGGCUGGGAGUACUUAUGUGCACACACACACGGAAAUGAGCUGAGAGGCUCCUGGCGUACUCUGACUUGCCCAGUUGUAUUAAACUUUAAGUUAGCCCUGGGAAGGGAGCCUGUGAGCCCAGGUCUGGGCGGUUUCCCUGUCUGGUUUGGUAUUUGACAAUUCUACACACACAGAUCACCUGUUUUGUGAUCAUAAAACAAGUCAUUGGGGCGAAAUUCAAAAUACUCCUGCUUUUCCAGCCAUUUUCCAGAGUCGCUGUUGUGGAGCGUGGAAAUAUAGCCACUGCUGAGU